Molecule: messenger RNA, 1206 nt
Organism: Lolium perenne
Lineage: Eukaryota; Viridiplantae; Streptophyta; Magnoliopsida; Poales; Poaceae
Source: RefSeq, a predicted model, not a curated record
AUGUGCGUAUCUGUCAGGGACUAUUACUGCUAUAGGCUGCAGACGCGUCCUGCCAUAUUCAACCCCAUACUGCAUGGAGGACGAUUGUUCCAGCAGUUUGCUGUAGACAUGUACAUCAAGAUUGAGGGUUGCAGGUUGAACUGGUUCAGGGAGCACCAGAAGGAGAUACGUGCUGAUUUGUAUAAAGGCAUUGUUGAUAGCAUCGCUGCAGGAGAAUCUCGAGAUGCCGCUGUUGGCAUAAGGACAGUGCUCCCAUCUACCUUCAAUGGGGGUUAUCGAGACAUGAAGAAGAGACAUAUGGAUGCCAUGGCACUGGUGCAAACGUACGGCAAGCCUGACAUUUUUCUAACAAUGACUUGCAACCCAAACUGGCCGGAGAUAGUUGAUGACUUGAUGCCUGGCCAGACCCCGCAAGAUCGACCAGAUCUUGUUGCCCGUGUUUUUAGAGCCAAGCUGGAGGCCAUGAAGGAGAUUCUCCUCAUAAAUCACAUCCUCGGUGUUGUCACAGCACAUGUAUAUGUCGUCGAGUUCCAGAAGAGAGGCCUCCCCCAUGCCCAUUUCCUGUUGAUCAUGGAUUCAACAUAUAAGCCCGUUGUGCCAAAUCAGUACGACCGUGUCAUAUCUGCCGAGCUCCCUGACAAGAAAAAGUACCCGGAACUCUAUGCCAUGGUCGUAAAGCAUAUGAUGCAUGGCCCAUGCGGAGUUCUCAAGCCCAACAACGUGUGCAUGCAAGAUGGGGUGUGCAAAUGCAGAUACCCGCGAGCUUUCAACGAGAACACCGUACAAGGGAAGGACUCCUACCCUGUUUACCGCAGACGAAAGGACGGUCGUCACGCUAAGGUCCGUGGUCAGAUUCUGGACAACAGAUGGGUUGUGCCCUAUAACCCAUACCUUCUCCGCAUGUUUAACUGCCACAUCAAUGUUGAGGUCUGCUCAAGCAUCAAAGCUGUCAAGUACCUUUAUAAGUACAUAUACAAGGGGCACGAUCGGGCUUCGUACAACAUCGACCAACCUGACAAUGACGGUAACAUAGAUGAAAUCAAGAGAUACAUUGACGCAAGGUGGGUUACUCCGGACAAGUCCCAGGUCACCGCACGCCAGGAAGAAGCGAUGCUCGCCCGUCGCUACUCCCGCAACGGCGGUUCCUUGUGGCGCAGAACUGUGCGCAUCGACAGAGCACAACAGCAGCGCGAGAAGAGGAGGUGA